AUGGGAAUCCCGGUUCGGGUCGGUCCUAUCCUGGCUGGGUUCCGUCCCGGUUCGGUUCGGAUUCCGGUUCUGUCCCAUCCCUGUUGGGUUUCCCGGUUCGGGUCUCGGUUUGGUGUGGCUGAGUUUCCCGGUUCCGUUCCUGAUCCGGGUCGGGUCCGGUUCGGUCCCAUCCCCGUUGGGUUUCCCGGUUCGGUUCGGGAGCGGCGCUGGAGUUCGCAGAACAUCCAACAACGCACGGAAACGGAGCGCGGAGGGGGGGGGGGCACCGGGAACAGCGCGCCCCCCGGGACCCCCCCACGCCCUCCCAGCAUUGGGGAUGGGGAUGCCCUGAGCCUCAUCAGCCUCCAAUGUUGGGAGACCCCCCCUCUUUUGAGGACCCCCCCUCUUUUGGGCACACCCCCGGGCAUCGUUUUGGGCACCCCUCCGGCUAUCGAUUUGGGGACCCCCCCUCACUUGGAUAGCGAUUUGGGGACCCCUUGGGGGACCCCCCCCGAUCUGGGGACCCCUUUGGGAAGCCCUUUAGGGACCCCCCCGAUUUCAGGGACUUCCCCACUUUUGGAGUCCCUUUUGGAAACCCCCAAUUUGGGGACCCCUGAAUCUUUGGGAACAGUUUUAGGAUCCACCCCUCUUUUGGAGACCCCUAUAGAACCCCUCCCACUUUUGGAGACCCCCAAUUUGAGGACCCCCCCGGACCCUAGCGCCCUUUUGAAGUCCCCUUUGAAGACACCCUCGCAUACGGAACCCCUCCCACUUUUGGAGACACCCAGUUUGGGCCCCUCUACUCCUUUGGGGACCCCUAUAGGACCCCCCUCAUCUUUGGAGACCCCUUUGGGCCCCUCCCCACUUUUGGAGACACCCAGUUUAAGGACCCCCCCGGAUCCCCCCACCCUUUCUAAUUCCCCCUCGAAGACCCCCAACUUAGGGACCCCCUCCCCUUCCCGCCCCCCCCGCCGCAAAUCGCGCACCCCCCGGCGCGGGGCGGACCCCCGGGACCCCUCAUUCCGUGGGGUCACCUUCAGCCUUCGUUUGGGCCCCCUCCCUAGCAGGGCCGAUGGUGGAGGGGGGCUCCUCAUCACUGCCCACCGCAGCUUCGGCGCCCCCCGCGGCCCCCCCGCGCACCGCCGACCCCCGAAGGUGAGGAAGGGGGCGGGGAGCAGCUCCGAAGACGAACGCAGUGCCCCCCCCGCUCCAGGGCCCCCCCCGCGAAGCUGCGCCUCCUGCAAAACCCAACGGACCCCAUUAUGGCGAGCGGCAGAGAAUGGGACCCCGCUGUGCAACGCCUGCGGGAUCCGGUACCGGAAGUACCGCCGACGCUGUCGCCGCUGUUGGAGCGUCCCGAGAAGGAGCGCCCUCCCCCCGCCUGCGGCGCGGUGCCCCCAGUGCGGGGCUGAAGACCCCCCUCGGGGAGGGGAUGUUCAUAUGGACCCCCCCCAGGAGUGAGAACGGGCCUCCCCCACCCGCAGGAGUGAUAAUGGGGAGCAGAUGGGCUCCCCCCUAAGGAAAGGGGCUGAGAAUGGACUUCCCCCCCCCAGAUUAAUAAUGGGGGGCAAUGGACCCCCCCAGGACUGACAAUGGGGGCAGUAACGGACCCCCCGCCCCUGAGGAGUGGGGUUAUGGGGUGGGAUUUGGGGGUCCUGUUUGUGGC
This is a messenger RNA of Lagopus muta (rock ptarmigan), 1645 nucleotides long. It is a transcript of the gene ZGLP1, whose product is annotated as zinc finger GATA like protein 1. The record is from RefSeq and is a predicted model, not a curated record. Gene Ontology annotation, biological process: regulation of transcription by RNA polymerase II; oocyte development; spermatogenesis. Bases 1 to 1440 code for a protein of 479 amino acids. Gene Ontology annotation, molecular function: sequence-specific DNA binding; zinc ion binding. Lineage: Eukaryota; Metazoa; Chordata; Aves; Galliformes; Phasianidae. The transcript is spliced from 6 exons. Gene Ontology annotation, cellular component: nucleus.